Messenger RNA from Tachysurus vachellii, 1821 nucleotides. It is a transcript of the gene mtg2, whose product is annotated as mitochondrial ribosome-associated GTPase 2. Gene Ontology annotation, molecular function: GTPase activity; magnesium ion binding; GTP binding. The transcript is spliced from 7 exons. Lineage: Eukaryota; Metazoa; Chordata; Actinopteri; Siluriformes; Bagridae. The record is from RefSeq and is a predicted model, not a curated record. Gene Ontology annotation, cellular component: mitochondrion. Bases 61 to 1251 code for a protein of 396 amino acids.
GCCGUAGUUUUAUCUCCGCCCAUCAUCUGGUGUUGUUUCUGAAACAUGAAGCAUUAGAGAAUGAAGCUGGUGAUCUGGAGGAUCCUGAGCAAAGCUGUUAGUGUGCGCUCUGGGAAUACAGCUGCUGGGGAGAAACAUCUGUACAGAUGUGCAAACAGCACCGUAUUCAUCAGAAACCUGUGGCUGAGCAGCAAACUGUGUGGAAAAACUCAAGGAAGUUCCAAGAAGAAAGAGCUGACUGAAAAGAAGCUGACACGGUAUUUCGUGGACCAGCGCAGAGUGAAGCUCCAGGCCGGGUCAGGAGGAGACGGAUGCUGUAGCUUUCACAGUGAACCUCGCAAAGAGUGGGGCGGCCCUGACGGGGGCAACGGGGGUAACGGAGGCGACAUCAUCAUAAAAGUGAACAAGCAGAUAAAGUCGUUGUCUCUCAUAUCGGCUGCAUAUCGAGGAGAAAACGGAGAAUCUGGGAGGAGUAAGAACUGUUACGGACGCAACGCUGCUCCGAAAUACAUACAGGUCCCCGUGGGCACCGUGGUGAAGGAGCAGGGCAGAACAGUAGCCGAUCUUGCUCAUCACAGGCAGGAGUACGUAGCUGUACAUGGAGGAGCAGGAGGAAAAGGCAACCGCUUCUUUCUUUCCAACGAAAACAGAGCACCGAUGACGAGCACAGCCGGGGAAACGGGAGAAGGACGAGUGCUCCAGCUGGAACUGAGGACGAUGGCACAUGCUGGUUUGGUGGGGUUUCCUAACGCAGGAAAGUCAUCGUUGCUGAGAGCGAUCUCUAACGCCCGUCCUGCUGUAGCGGCGUAUCCCUUUACCACGCUAAAUCCACACGUAGGCGUCGUCAAGUACAGAGACCACGAGCAACUUGCAGUGGCCGAUAUUCCCGGUAUAAUCCGCGGCGCUCACCUGAACCGUGGCCUCGGUUUGUCUUUCCUGCGCCACAUCGAGCGCUGUCGCUUCCUGCUCUUCGUGUUGGACAUGUCGUCCCCGGAGCCGUGGGACGAGCUGCGGUGUCUGCGCUUUGAACUAGAUCAGUACGAAGCAGGUCUCUCUCAGCGUCCUCAUGCCAUCGUGGCUAAUAAAAUGGACCUGAGAGGCACACAGGAGAAACUGGAGGAGCUGAAGAGCCGAGCGGAGCAGCGCAUCAUCCCUCUCUCUGCUCUCACCGGGAAUAACACAGAGGAGCUGAUAAUCCACCUGAGAGAGCUGUACGACGACCAUAAGGAAGAGAACACGUUCAACUGGUAGACACGAGAGAAAAGAUUUUACAGGUGUCAACAUGUCUGUUAUGUGUACGAGUCUCUUAGUCGCUGGCUAUGUUAGCCUUGUAGUGUUUCAUUACACAACAAAGUCAGGAAGCAAAUGUCACACACCACACGUCAUGUUCGGUCGACUGUAGAUUCAGGAGCUUUGACGAUCAGGAUGAAGAACAACUUCUGAACUUCUUUGAGAGAUUUAGAACAGGUUCUGGUCUAAGACUGCUUCCACAAUUGUUUUUUUUUUCCUUUUUCUCCCCUUAAAUAUUAUUAAGAAAAGUAUUAUUAUUUUUUUUAACGUUGCAACAAUCAUAGAAGGCAAGGUGUCAGUGAUAUAUAAGCUUUUUUUAUUGAGUGAAUUUAAGAUUUGUUGCAUUGGAAAAAUGUAUCACAGAAACCACUGACUUGUCUAAAGAGUUUGUUAGAGCAAAUUGUAUAUUUAUAAUAUACAGUAUGUCGCUCUUUACUUUGACUUUACACUGAAACCGUUAAAACAUUUGGAGUGAAAGAGCAGGGAUGUAAAAUGUUUUUCAUUUAUUUAGUAAAUGCAUUUCUAAAUAAA